This is a messenger RNA of Cyprinodon tularosa, 1122 nucleotides long. RefSeq names its product putative nuclease HARBI1. NCBI's taxonomy places the organism in Eukaryota, Metazoa, Chordata, Actinopteri, Cyprinodontiformes, Cyprinodontidae. The coding region runs from base 1 to 1122 and encodes 373 amino acids. The record is from RefSeq and is a predicted model, not a curated record. The transcript has a single exon.
AUGACUGAACCACGGAAAUGGACCCGCAGGGCAACCAGGCGAAGGUUUUGGGUGAGGCCUGGCAGAACCAGUAGCUGGUGGGACAACUUUGUUAAUGGUGUUGUUCUGGACGAUGAAUGGAAGGCAAACUUUCGCAUGUCACGACAAUCUGUUGCCAUGCUCACCGAUGAAAUACGCCCAUACAUUGAAUGCCAAGAAAUGAACAUGAGAGCACCUAUGGAGCCGCUGAAAAAAGUAGCAAUGACCCUUUAUUAUUUAAGUGACGAGGGCAGGCUCCGAAAGACUGCUAACGCCUUUGGUGUAUCGCGGCAGGCUGUUGCCGUCACAGUCAGGCAGACCUGCAGGGCCAUCUCCAUUCACCUUGGUCCCCGGUACAUCAGACUACCCUUUUCAGAGGAUGCCGCCACGGAACUGGUCGACGGUUUUCAGCGUGCUCAUGGAAUGCCCCAAUGCCUAGGAGCAGUUGAUGGCACACAUAUUGAAAUAAAACAGCCAUCGGUCAACUCCACGGACUAUAUAAAUAGAAAAGGUAAACACACCCUAAAUGUCCAGGCGGUGUGCGAUUAUAAGUACCGAUUUAUGGACGUUGUUAUAAAGUGGCCUGGAAGUGUGCAUGACGCACGCGUGUUUGCUAACUCGGAGGUAAAUCAGUUCAUGAAAACCGGCAAGAUUCCUACUCUCAAACGGCAGAUUGUGGAUGAUGAAGAUCCCAUACCAAUCUUCCUCCUUGGAGAUCCAGCAUAUCCGCUUCUGCCUUAUCUGAUGAAGGAGUUUUCCAAUGGUGGAUCAUCGCCACAAGAGCAGUACUUUGGGCUCUGUUUAUGUAGGGCACGUAUGGUUAUUGAGUGUGCUUUUGGCCGCCUGAAAGCUAGGUUCGCUGCACUCAGAAGGCCGAUGGACAUAAAUAUGACUGACCUGCCUUACAUCAUAUAUUCUUGCUUUGUCCUUCAUAAUUUCUGUGAGGCCGCAAAGGAGACCAUGGACGAAGUAUCCGUGUUAGGAACAAUGCAAGGAGAGAUGGAUUCUCAGCCUCCCACACAGAGCAACAACUACGUCACUGACUGCAAUGAGGGGGAAGGAAAGAGAGUGAGAAGAGUUGUCAUGAAGUACCUUGAUCCUUAA